AUCGGCUGACUGGUCGCCCCCCCUCCCUCUCCUUCUCUUACUCGCUUGCGCACGCGUUCCCCUGAUCCACAUCCUCUUUGUGUGCGCUCUCUCGUCAUCGCAUAAACUUGUACGUGUAUGUAUGUGUUUAGUUGUGCCUGCGUCUAGCUGCAGGACUACUGUCACUUUGCCACUCUGCAUACAGUUAAAGUCGAACGAUGUGCGCGAGUCUUUAGCCCUUGACAGUUCACAAACAUAAAUCAGCGACGUAAACACAGUGGAAAUUGCAUCAAAUAUCCGCAUUCUCGUCCGACCCAGGCGAAAACUGCUAGUUCCAGUUGACAACAAAGAUAAAGCCAAGUUUAUCCGAGGAGAUUGGGUGCGUGUUGCGGUGGCGAUCAGCUGUCGGUGAGAAGGAGAGCAAAAGAAAGGGCGAGCGCCGACGAGAGCAAGUGUAAUGGCGGAGUCGAGCAGCGAGGCCGCCUCGUCGAGCGGCAGCGUCGCCGCAGAGUCGACGACGAUGACGAUGUCGGGUGGGCCGUCGACUGCAGAGGUGGAUAAGUCCGAGGAGUUUUUGGAGCCGGAGCGCAAGCGACGCAAGCAGUCGAGCGUGCAAGCCUCCGCUCAGGCCAACCAAGAUGGUCAGCCGCUGGGCCUACCACACAAGCCCGAGCAGAAGCUGGAGCAUCGACUCGGGGGUAUACUCUGCUGUGUCGUUUGCUUCGACUUGCCUCGCUCCGCUGUCUAUCAGUGUGCCAACGGUCAUUUAAUGUGCGCCGGCUGCUUCACUCACGUCCUGGCCGAUGCCAGGCUGCGAGAUGAGCAGGCGACCUGCCCCAACUGCAGAAUCGAAAUCAGCAAGACUUCUGCUUCUCGAAAUCUCGCUGUCGAGAAAGCAGUCUCCGAGUUACCUGCCGAAUGCCAAUACUGCGCAAAAGAGUUUGCUCGAAACUCAUUGGAACGCCACGAAGAGGUCAUGUGCGAGGAAAGAAUAUCCAGUUGCAAGUACAGCAGAAUUGGAUGCCCGUGGCGAGGACCCAAUCAUGAACGGCCAGAACACGAAACUCAGUGCGUUCAUCCUAAUCGCUCAGGAGCUGAUGUCAUGGAGGCUUUGCACGACAUGGAUACAAAAAAUUCAGAGGAACGCAAACUUUAUGAUAGUAUCUUUGAUCUUCUCUCAUUUGAAAAAAUCACUUUCAAUGAUCUCCAGUUGAAGCCAUAUCGUACCGAUGAAUUUGUGCACAAAUUAUUUUACGAAACCUCUCGUUUCUCAGCAUUUAAUAUGCAAUGGGUUGUUACCGCAAGAAUAAAUAACAGCCAACGAGAUCCUACACAAAGCUCCGAGCGUGAUAUGACUUAUCAGUUGAUACUCAAGACAAAAACUACUUGUCCCCUACCUCUCCAUUAUCUUAUUCUAAAAGGACCCUUCGGUGACAUGAAAAUCAAUCCCAGAAUCCAUAAAUUCGACUUCACAGACCAAGAAAAUGAGAGUCCCUACUUACCAUUACCCUUACCAGACACAGCUGAGUGCAAUAGAUUACUUGCUGCAAAAUCUAUCAAUUUUCGGAUAAUCAUGUUUUUAGCUCCCAAGUAACGAGUUCAACAAUGUAUAAUAAAUCAUUUAAGAUCGCAAUAGCUUUAAAGAAACCUUUGAUGAGUAAAUUGCUUUACCUUUAAUGACGUUAAUGUUUGCUAAUAUAAAUAAUUGAAUUAUUAUUUACAUAUUGUCAGUAAUAGUCAGAUUAGUCUGUAACUUCUCAAAAAUACAUUUUAGUCGCGUUCUACAUUUUUCAUUGCUAAUGCUGAGAAUUUUGUGCACCGUGCUGUUAAUCAAUUAUCAAAAACACGACUAUUUUAAAGUAGGUUUUCAAUAUUAUCCAAUGAAUUUAUUGGAAAAAUGUGUAUUGGACUACAGCGGAAUUGUUUUAAUAGAUUGCAAUUAAAAGUUUUAUAAUUAAGCAUUAUAAGAAGUUAUGAUUUUAUUAAAAAUAUUGUUUUUUAUGUAAUUUUAAACUCAACUAGUAAUAUAAAUGGCUUAUUUCCACGAAAUAUUUUAAGACUAAUUUUUAUGCUUCUGUCCAUGUAAAUAAAUUGAAUACUUGUUUU
Messenger RNA from Phymastichus coffea, 2085 nucleotides. Its product is annotated as zinc finger TRAF-type-containing protein 1 homolog. The record is from RefSeq and is a predicted model, not a curated record. Bases 437 to 1573 code for a protein of 378 amino acids. The transcript has 7 exons. NCBI's taxonomy places the organism in Eukaryota, Metazoa, Arthropoda, Insecta, Hymenoptera, Eulophidae. Gene Ontology annotation, cellular component: nucleus.